GAAACCAGUACCAAAGUGCCAACAAAGCCAGCAAAUUGAAUUCUCAAAGGCAAGUGUCAUAGUAAUUCUAUACUCUCUCUCUUUUCUCUCAAACAAACAACAAACCGACUUGCUUUAUCUUUUUUCUCCACUAACACAAAAAGACUCACCACCCUUUUGCUUUUCUGUUUUUCUUUUUUGGAUUGUUGUAGCUAGAUCCACAACAAAAACUAAACAAAGAUGAUCCCAGAACUCUUUGGUAAUGGUGCUAGUGAAAGAAACUACUCUUCCAUUAAUGGAGGAGGACUUGGAGGAGGACUUUUACUUCAACCAACAACAACAACACAGUCUCCUUCUUCUCUUCCUUCUUCUUCUCCUUGUCCAUCUUCCACAACCACCAUCCCCACCACCACCACCACUUCCACACCAGCAACCACCCCCUCAUCUGAAAACCAACAAAGUCUGAGGUGUCCACGAUGUGAUUCAUCCAACACCAAGUUCUGCUACUACAACAACUACAACCUCACUCAGCCUCGCCAUUUCUGCAAAACAUGCCGUCGUUACUGGACAAAAGGCGGCGCUUUACGUAACGUCCCCAUCGGAGGAGGCUGCCGGAAAAACAGAAACAUUGGCGCGUCGAACAACUCGGCAAAAACAUCAGUAAACAAGAUGAAGACAGUUGCAUCUGAGUUUAUAGGAAGGUCAGGUGGUCAAGGGUUUGAUCUUGAACAUGUUGUUCCACCACCAAGCCAAAUCCUCUGGGGCUCUCCACAAAAUUCUCAUCUACUUUCCUUGCUAAGAUCUAACCAAAACCCUAACCCUAACCUUGUUAAGGAAGAAGGGAAUAACUUAUUAGGGUCCCAUGUUUCUCACAUGAUGAGUUCUCAGCCGUUGGUUUCAUCAAAUGGCUAUGAUGGUAUUGGACAUGUUCUAUGCAACCCAUUUUGGAGAAACAAUCAUGAUCAAACUCAACAUUUACAAAACGGUGGCUUUGUACUUGGGGAACAACAUCCACAACAUCAGCAUCAAAGCAGUGGAAUCCAAGAACUUUACCAGAAGCUAAGGUCUUCAACAUCAUCAUCAUCAGGUAAUAAUUAUUGUAGUGAGAUUUCAUCUUCACCAACAGUGUUACUAGGGAACGUGGCUUCUAAUACCUCUACUAUAUCAAACAUUUUGGAGACAACUUCAGUUCCUGCUGCUGAAUUAGGGUACUGGAAUCCAAUUCCAACCCUUACUUGGUCUGAUCUUCCAACCACCAAUGGUGCAUAUAUCCAUAACAGUAAUAAUUAAUCUUCUUUUCUUUUUUAGAUAGUAGCAUAGGUUUUGCAUCUUAGUGUAUGCUUGUUUAGCCAUGAGUUAAACAAAAUUACAGUACUACUACUGUAAUUUUGCUAAAACUCUAAAUUGUAGUUUUUGUCGAAAUCUUUGAUUUCGACAAUCCUACCAUUAAACUCAAGCAUGCAUUAAUUUGUAUCUUAGAGUUUGUUUCUAUGGUGUGGUUGAUUUUGGUUUGGUUUGGGUGGUAUAUGAAUGUGGAUCAUCAUGCAAUAAUUUGUAUCUUUCUUACUGUUUUUUAUUUAAGUUUAGUUGAAUGUGUGAUUGGUUAAGUUAUUAA
Molecule: messenger RNA, 1594 nt
Organism: Vicia villosa (hairy vetch)
Lineage: Eukaryota; Viridiplantae; Streptophyta; Magnoliopsida; Fabales; Fabaceae
Product: dof zinc finger protein DOF5.3-like
Exons: 1
Coding region: 220-1269 (349 amino acids)
Biological process (GO): regulation of DNA-templated transcription
Molecular function (GO): DNA-binding transcription factor activity; DNA binding
Source: RefSeq, a predicted model, not a curated record